AUGGCUUCUAAAGCUACGCCAGGUGACCUAGAUAAUGAACCCAGCACCAGUGACCUACACAAUAUAUCUCAGGCAGAGAUGGAAAUGAUCAAGGUCCUGAGUGCCACGGGUAAAUUCAAUAUAACACCCAAAAAGGAAAAACUUCCAGGUUUUGGGGAGGGUUUCAUUAAGACGAGUACUCCUCAUGUUGGUAGGUUUGAGGAUGAAUAUGAGGCCGACCGUGGACAGCUUAGCUAUCAGGCUAUACCCAAGAUACCUCCAUUUUCUGGAGAAGAGCCUCCUAUUAAAGGAGACGUGACCUAUAGGGAAUGGCGUUUUGAGGUGCAGUGCCUCACAGAUGACCCAGACAUUUCAGAUAGUGUUUUGGCUCAGUCCAUUCGUAGGUCGUUGCGUGGUACAGCGCGACGAAUGCUUAUGUCAUUAGGGAAUAGUCCAGAUUUGACAUUAGUCCUCUCCAAAUUGGAUAAUUUAUUUGGAGACAUCAGUACAAAUGGCAUGAUUAUGCAAGAAUUUUUUAAUUCUUGUCAAAAACCAGAUGAGUCAGUCACAGAUUUUGGCUGUCGUCUGGAGUCAAUGCUACAUGUAGCUGUUGAGCAUGGCUAUUUGGAUAGGUAUUCAAAGAGCGAGUUGCUACGGCAUAAGUUUUGGACUUCGUUGUCUUCGGAUAGAUUAAAGAGUCAGACUAGGCAUAAGUAUGACACUAUUAAAGAUUUUGACCUGUUGCUUAGGGAAAUUAGAAGAGUGGAGAAAGAGUUGAGCUUACAAGAUACAGCUAGUGGCUCUAAUAACAUCAAACCUUCUACAACUUCUUCUUCGAAGGUAAAGGCCCGACAGCAGUCGGUUACCACUGAGUCGGUGUCUGAUGGUCAAUCACUAGAACAGAGGUUUCAGUCCUUGGAAAAGGAUAUGAAGGCACAAAUGCAGCUGGUUUUGAACAAGCUUGAUAGUUUAGGGAAAAGUUCAAGUGACGAUGGUAAGAAAGGGAAUAGUUUCAAAAAGAAGGGUUACUACGGUAACAACUCUAAGGGUCAAGGUCAAGGUCAACAACAAGGUCAAGGUCAAAAACAGGGCCAAGGUCAAAAGAAAGGUCAAGGUGAAAAUAAGAGCCAAGGUCAGGGUAAAAACCCAAAAGAGUAG
Messenger RNA from Ylistrum balloti, 1137 nucleotides. RefSeq lists its product as uncharacterized. Bases 1 to 1137 code for a protein of 378 amino acids. The transcript has 2 exons. NCBI's taxonomy places the organism in Eukaryota, Metazoa, Mollusca, Bivalvia, Pectinida, Pectinidae. The record is from RefSeq and is a predicted model, not a curated record.